This is a messenger RNA of Oryzias latipes (Japanese medaka), 4573 nucleotides long. NCBI's taxonomy places the organism in Eukaryota, Metazoa, Chordata, Actinopteri, Beloniformes, Adrianichthyidae. The record is from RefSeq and is a predicted model, not a curated record.
UCUGGGCCUGGCAGCUUGACUCGGUUGUGUCUGAUAGGAGGGGACAACCCAGUACCGUCUGAGCUCAGCCCUUCAGGAGGCGUCCACUGGUUCCGAUGAAACACGUCCCGCGUGUGCGGCGCGGCUCGGUCUCUGCUCACGCGCCAAUGUGCUGCUGACGCGCCUCCAGCCAUCAUUACGCACAUCCCGUCGGGCGGCGCAGGCUCCCUUUCCUCCGCUGGUUUGACACAUCGCAGCCGCGCAGCGGGGUCACGAAGAGGGGGAAGAUGUUACUGAAGGAGUACCGGAUAUGCAUGCCCCUCACGGUGGAGGAGUACCGGAUCGGACAGCUGUACAUGAUCAGCAAGCACAGCCACGAGCAGAGCGAUCGGGGCGAAGGAGUGGAGGUCGUCCAGAAUGAGCCAUUUGAAGACCCCACUCAUGGCUCGGGACAGUUCACAGAGAAGCGAGUCUACCUCAACAGUAAAUUACCCAGCUGGGCUCGAGCAGUGGUUCCCAAAAUCUUCUAUGUGACAGAGAAAGCGUGGAACUACUACCCCUACACCGUGACGGAAUACACUUGCUCAUUCCUGCCCAAGUUCUCCAUCCACAUAGAGACAAAAUAUGAGGACAACAAGGGAUGCAAUGAUAAUAUCUUUGACACGGAGCUGAAGGAUCAGGAGAGGGAGGUGUGCUUCGUUGACAUUGUCUACGAUGAAAUCCCGGAGCGCUACUACAAGGAGUCAGAGGACCUGAGGUAUUUCAGGUCAGAGAAGACGUCGCGGGGAAUGCUGCAGGAAGGCUGGAGGGACACGCAGGAUCCCAUCAUGUGCUCGUAUAAACUGGUCACCGUCAAGUUCGAGGUGUGGGGCCUGCAGACACGAGUGGAGCAGUUUGUGCACAAGGUGGUCCGGGAUGUGCUGCUGCUGGGACACAGGCAGGCGUUUGCCUGGGUUGAUGAGUGGAUAGAUAUGACUUUGGAUGACGUGCGGGAUUACGAGAGACAAAUGCAUGAGAAAACCAACAUUAAGGUUUGCGAUGAGCAGCAAGAGCAUUCUGCAACAAACCCACCUACACUGGAUGACAUAGAGAUCCAUGACAAAGCAAGUACAUGACGAUGGAUGAGGUGAGAGAGUAUGAGCGCAACAUUCAGGAGGCCACCAACCAGAAGAUUGGGAUGUUCCCCCCGUCCAUCUCCAUCAGCGAGACGCCCCUCUCCUCCUGUGCCCUCACCGGCCCUGCCAGCGCCCCCUCAACCCCCAUGUGCACCGACGCACCAGAGUCCCUGUCUGUCCCCAAAGACCGGCCCCGCAAGAAGUCCGCUCCAGAAACCCUGACCCUUCCUGACCACGCUCCGCAGGGCUCUUCCUCCGACCCGUCACCUGAUUCCAACCACCUCCAGUCGCCCACUUCUCCUUCCAACUCUGACCAUGCUGAAGAGGACGAACAGCAGGACUGAGGAGCGAGUUUUUUAUUCCCGCUUUACCAGGUCUUUUGAGUCCAAUCAAACUAGUCUAGCCUCCAAACAGUGCCCUGACAUUUAAACUUCUUUAGCCAUAUCUGGUGAUUCGCCAUAGUCUUCACCUGAAAACAGCGUUACCGCCACUGAAGCCAUCCAACAGUAACCACAGCUCACUUCUGUUCAAUCCAGACUUUCAUUCAAAAUCCUCACGUUUCUCUCUAGUGGUCUGUUUAACAAAUAGAUCCUUGUUUUGGUUUAGUUCUACCUAGUUAAGCUGACUCUAAUCAAAUCAUUCCUUUAGGGAGUUGCCUUGAGGACCGAGGUAAAAAGCAUAGUUGUUUAUCUUUGGUUAUAAAAUCAGCUGAUCGACUGAGUUGCACAGUAGAGAACAUUUGCUAGAAUAGGACGCACCGGAAAUACAGUCAGGAAUCUUCACAAUCAUCUGUUCCAUGGCAUGGAAGAUGCAAGAGCAGUACAAUCAUGGCGUGAACACACCUCAGGUCUCCAGACUCUACCUGGCUAACGCUCCAAAGGCAGGGCUGUUAUUCUUCCUUUCUCCCCCUGCUCAUUGCCAAACACUUGAAUUUUAUACCUCCAAAGAUACAACCAUCCAUUCCCUUGCCUUCCGUUCGAAAUCCCCUCAGUUGUUUACACAAAACGGGCCUUCCUGUUUUUAGAUCGGGAGCAGUUACUGACAUAAACGUUACUUUCUUUUUAAAAAGAUUUUAUGUAUCUGCGUACUAUUGAAGUACUUCCUUAUGACGGGUCAAGUGUUGCCUGAAACUAAUGCUGGACAUUUCUUAUGAUUCCAUCCGCUUUGACCUGAUAAGCUGGAAAAAGGCCAUUUUAGGGAGAUGUCAGACUGAUUCUUGGGAAAUCAGAAGCCAAGGAUGCUUUGAGAAAAGAAAACGUUCUUCAUCAGGUGCAUCCUGAACAGAAGAACACAGCCAUGGUUAGAUUUUUCCUCUGAUGCCUCCCCUUCCCUUUAGCUUCCCACGUAGUAUUCAAACCAAAAGGUUUAUAUGCUGCAUGAAGUGUCCACAAGAAAAACUCCUGCUAGAAGACGUAUUUACUCGCUUUAGGGUUAAAAGAAAGGGUGAAUGCAUCAGAAAACGUUAGCCUCUGCAGAGGAUAGCUUCCGAACCCUCUGAACUCAGUGCCUCUGCACGCUGCAUCCUUCUGGUGUCAGCUCCCAGACGUCGUCCUCUCAACCCCAACUCUGCCUUGAGCUACAUGUCCCCCCGGCUCAACGGAGACGCUCCGUUUUCUCACAUCCGUCGUCUCGUGCCUUUGCGUCCCGGCGAAGGCCGAAGGAGAGCGAAUCGUGGAGGAUGAGCUUCAUUGUCAUGACAUGGGGGAGGAGGAGGCCUGCAGGGGGGAAUUUAAUGCUUUCAUUGUCCCAACAAUCUAAAAGCGAUGAGUGUAAAGCAAACAAUUCAGGCCUUUUUAUGCAGCUUGGGUGACACAUUUAAUCAAAGCUGCUGUUCGUAUAAAUACAAGGCAGAUGAUGGAGAAAGUCAACUCAUUUUCUGCUUUUUUCGUUCCCAAUUUGAGCUUUAACGUUGGGAGUUGGGUCAUCUAGACCCACUAGACAGUGCGCUAAACCUUUUUCUUCAAUGAUUUGUGAUCUUCACUGGUGUCCAUGGAUGACAUGAAAUCUCUCCACCUGUAUCCACCUUUGUCAUGGUAGGGAGAACACGUCAAUGUAAGGGUGGGGUCAUCUGGACCCCACAAGAUAGCACAAGGGGUAGUAAAAUACGGGAGUCCUUUAUAAGGAAACCUGACAGUGAAGCUCGUGUUCUGAUGCCAGCAGCUCAGUGCAGCCGCGUGGGACACAAACACGCAGGUUUACGCUCGGUUGUGUCGGGCCUAACCCGCGUUUGCUCUCGCCCUCCCUUCUGCUGUUACUCUUGGAUCAGUGCAAACGCAUUUUUGCCCUUUGCAGUCUGUGACACCUUAAUGACGAUGAAGGAAUGUCUUCUUGUGUUGUUGGACCAACAUCCUCUAAUCCAUCAUUGACUCAGAAGAUACAGGCUGAAGGAGAAGGUCCUCUGUGGUCUUCCCGUACGGUUUCUCACUUGCAUUUGUUACUAAACCGUAGCUAUUUCUCUGCACUCAUUGCUUUUGUCUCUUGAGCUGAAAAUGAAUAUACAGCAGUAACCAGCCUCCCUGUAUGGAUCUCAUCUGCUAUGUGUGGGACAGACCUCCUCUCCUGCCAGGGAAACGGUGUUCCAGGGCCAUUUUGGAUCCAGCACAGAAUAUUAAAAUAAUGCAACACGUCUGUGAGAGGUUAUCUCUGCUCUGUUUAAAAGAGUAACACAAAAGCUUGUUGUAAAUACUACUGCAGCUGCUGAUUAUUCCAGUUGUUUCUUACAGCCAUGCUGUCUGUCCCAGCUUUCAUUGCUGAAAUGACGUGAAUGUGCUCGGAGGCUGAGAACGUUUUUUUGUGAUGAAGAUGGCAUUUCCUUGUUUUUUUUUCCUGUUUUUUUUUUAUUGACUUGAGAGAAAUAAGACAUCCCCGGUUGACUCACAUGUGUCUUUGGUCAUCUGAACAUACAAGAGUGACUGAAGUAUCUCCUCAUUAUAGUGUAAUCAUAAUAGUAUUGUUUCUGAUUAUUGUUGGGGGCAGAAACUGUUUUUGGGGAAAGAAAUUGGCGCUUUGCAUUUUUAGUGCUUUGAUGUUGACAUGGGAAGUUAGUGGGGGGGGUGUUGGAGUUCUGCUCUCUCUUGCGUAGUAAACCUGCUGUACUUUUGAUUUUGUGAGUGCUGUAAUAUUUGAAGGCAAACAUUUAUUUAGCGUUUCUUUGCAACGAUGGACCAAGACCUUGGCUCCUCUUCCUCCCGGUGGGGUUCGCAUCCAGACGGCCCACCGCGCCGCCUGCUGUGGUCCCGGGUCGAGCCUCACAAACCCCCCUGAGUGGGUCCACAGGUGUGUGAAUGUGAGCGUGCGAGUGCAACACACCCCAGAGGUGCCAUCCACGUUAAGCUGCUGGAAGUUGCUCUUUGUUCUUCCACUUUAACUAGUAUUGUUCCUGUUAUAUUUUUAUGGCCCCUUGAGGUUCGUUCGGUUGAUUCUUGUAACAAUUGCUUGACUUUUUCUGAAACUGAUAAUUAAACUUUAUUAGCUAUUGU